CGGUAAUGCAGUUUCCACUCGCUAACUGUCAAAGUUAAAAUCAAAAGUUUCCGAAUUUGUUUUUGCUUUAUUUGUUUUUUAGCGUUUUUAAGGAUGUCGCGUAGACCAAGACGUCCCAGGGUCGCCAGACAUGAGGACUUUCAGUUUGGGUUCAACAUGUUUCCCGAGCUACCCAGGCCCUUUAACGUAACAUACAAAUGCUAUUCUGUGGCUAUGUUACCUGGCAAUGAACGGCAGGAUGUCGAAAGGGGUGGAAAAAUUAUAAUGCCCCCAUCAGCUUUAGAACAGCUGACAAGGUUGAAUAUUAACUACCCAAUGUUGUUUAAGCUGGUCAAUAAGAAAACAAAUCGUACAACUCACUGUGGUGUCCUUGAGUUUGUAGCCGAUGAAGGAAAGGUUUAUUUACCACUAUGGAUGAUGCAUAAUAUGGUGUUGGACGAAGGAGAUUUUGUACAAAUGGAAAGUGUUUCUUUACCUGUGGGAACAUUUUCCAAAUUUCAACCCUUAUCUCCAGAAUUUUUGGACAUUACCAACCCAAAAGCUGUUUUGGAAAACUGUUUAAGAUCAUUUGCGUGCCUAACGUCGGGAGAUAUCAUAGCUGUGAAAUAUAAUUCGAAAGUUUAUGAAUUAUGUGUACUGGAAACAAAGCCUGGGGAUGCCAUAAGCAUUAUUGAGUGUGAUAUGAAUGUUGAAUUUGAAGCCCCGGUGGGUUACAAAGAGCCCGAACAUAUUAAAAAAGAGGACGAAGACAUGCAAAUCGAUCCUUCGGAAUUAAUGCCCGAACCCGCAGGUUUCAUAGCAUUUAAAGGGGCGGGCAAUAGACUUGACGGCAAAAAACGAAAAGAUUCCACGUCAAGCGACUCGACGACGUUGCCGACCAAAACCGCCUAUGUUAGGGGAAUCCCCGAUUAUGAUUACGAAAUUGGUACGUUGAAAUUUAUAAGAAGGAAUUUUAAACCGGCCAGCAAAGAGAGUGCAGAAAAUAUCGAUUUUAAAGCGUUCAGCGGCAACGGGUUCAGUCUCAAAGGGAGAAAGUAAUUAAUCUGUGAUUUGUGUUUUAUAAAAUAUAAAAAAAUGUUUAUUUAUUUUGGAUUUAUUAAACUUACCAUAAGUU
Messenger RNA from Brassicogethes aeneus, 1114 nucleotides. The record is from the annotation of a GenBank genome assembly. Lineage: Eukaryota; Metazoa; Arthropoda; Insecta; Coleoptera; Nitidulidae.